Camponotus floridanus (Florida carpenter ant) is the source of this 1989-nucleotide messenger RNA. Its product is annotated as glycine-rich cell wall structural protein. The record is from RefSeq and is a predicted model, not a curated record. The transcript has 11 exons. The coding region runs from base 87 to 1889 and encodes 600 amino acids. Lineage: Eukaryota; Metazoa; Arthropoda; Insecta; Hymenoptera; Formicidae.
UUUAGGAAGGAACGAAUGGUCAAAGUGGGAGAUAAGAUAUAAAGACUUGGUAAUUUCAACCGAUCGGAAUAGAAGCGAAUAUCAUCAUGUGGCAGCAUCGGACGAUCGGCCUUUUGGCCUUACUACUGCUUGCAGCAUGUAUUCAAGCACGAGAAAUCGAAUUACUGCGUUCAAAGCGGUACAGUGGAGGAGGAGGAUACUCCUCCAGUAGUGCCAGUAGUUCUGCCAGCGCAAGUUCGUAUGGCGGUGGUAGCAGUUUCUCCAAAUCCGAUGCUCAAGCUGUCGGCAGUGCCUCAGCAGGUGCUCAGUCCUCAGCAUUGUCAGGUGCACAUGGAGGCAGCGGUGGUCUAGGAGGUGGCAGUGGACAUGGAGGUGGCGGUGGACAUGGAGGUGGCGGUGGUCUAGGAAGUGGCAGCGGUCUAGGAGGUGGCGGCGGUCUAGGAGGUGGCAGCGGUCUAGGAGGUGGCGGUGGUUUAGGAGGCGGCCAUGGCGGUUAUGGAGGUAGUCACGGCGGUUAUGGAGGUCAAGGUGGAUACGGAGGCGGAAGUAGUGGUGGUUUAGGAGGCGGCAGUGGUCUAGGAGGUGGCGGUGGUCUAGGAGGUGGCAGUGGUGGUUUAGGAGGCGGUCACGGCGGUUAUGGAGGUCAAGGUGGAUACGGAGGCGGAAGUAGUGGUGGAUUCGGAGGCGCCGGUGCAGGUGCAGGUGCUGGUAGCGGUGGAUACGGCAGUGAUGGAUUUGGACCCGGAGGUGGUGGAGGCUUUGGUGGAGGAUCCGGUGGCAGCGGAGGCUACGGUGGUGGAUCAGGAGGUAGUGGUGGCUACGGUGGUGGCAGUGAUGGUGGAAGUGGAGUUGGUAAAGUUAGUGGAGGUGGUGGUAGUGGUGGUUAUGGUGGAGGUACCUCCAGUGCCGGAAGCUAUGGUGGAAGUAGCGGCGGAAGCGGCUCCUUAGGUCAUGGUGGAUCUGGAGGACAAGGUGGUGGUGGUUUUGGCGGCCCCUCAGGUCAGGGUGGUAGUGGUUAUGGCAAUGCUGGUUCUAGCGCAGGUAGUAGCGUUGGAAGUGCUGGUGGUUAUGGUGGCAGCGGUUCAAGUGGUGGUGGUCAAUUAGGUGGACUUGGAGGUGAUUCCGGUUUUGGGGGAGGAUCUGGUAAAUGGAGCGGCGGUGGCAAAGGUGGAUAUGGCGGAGCAGGAGGAUUUGGCGGAGAAAAUAAAUUUAAUCAUAUUCCAGGUGGACAUGGAGGAGGCUUAGGUGGCGGACAGGGAGGAGGCUUAGGUGGCGGACAUGGAGGAGCAGGAGGAUUUGGCGGAAGUUCAGGAGGUAGUUCGGGUGGUGGAUAUGGAGGAGGCUUAGGUGGCGGACAAGGAGGAGGCUUAGGUGGCGGACAUGGAGGAGGCUUAGGUGGCGGACAUGGAGGAGCAGGAGGAUUUGGCGGAGGUUCAGGAGGUAGUUUGGGUGGUGGAUAUGGAGGAGGCUCAGGUGGAUUAGGAAGUGGAGGUGGACACGGAGGAGGCUUAGGUGGCGGACAUGGCGGAGCAGGAGGAUUUGGCGGAGGUCUAGGAGGAAGUUCAGGUGGUGGAGGAUAUGGAGGAAGUUUAGGCGGAGGUGGAUGUGUUGAUGGAUGCGGCGGUGGUAGUGGCGCAGCAAAUGCUAAUGCUCAAGCUAGCGCUAGCGCAAAUGCCGGUGCAGGUAGUGGAGGCCUUGGAGGUCAUGGAGGUCACGGAGGUCACGGUCCGGGAGUGGAUUUAUUCUCUCGUAUCGCUGACACCGAUGAAGAUACGAAUAAGAGUGGCACUGUGGAAGGUGCCAAAGGUGUUUACAGCAGCAGUGCAGCUAACAUAGAUAGUAGUGGUAAAGGUACUUAUUCUGUGAAAGCAGGUAAAAUCCCGGCGUAAUAUCUGUGUUUAAAAUUAAAUAUUACUUCGUUAAAAAUUUUUCCAAUGAUCAGCGAAUAUUAACUGUGAUUAUAAUCGUAUUUUGUAACAUAAAUAUAAU